GUAAAAGUAUAACUGACAAAGAUUGGGUCAUAGCUAUACUUGCUGUCUUUUGCCUUUUUAACCCAAAAAUCACAUCCAAUUUUUGUUGAAAUGGAUUUAGUACAAUACAAAGUGUUUAAAAAAAGUCAGCAGACAUAUACCUCUAUUUUCAAUAAAAUUAAAUAAGAUACACUCGGCAGUUCUUUUUUUCAAAGUUUUAGAUAGAUUGGCUGUUGGCUGACAUGCUUCAAAGCCUUUGAGGUGAUUGUUAACCUUCAUCUGAGUGCUUGAACUGACUCAUAGUGUCAGUCUAUUUUUUAUUAUAACAUGACAGUUAAACCAUGUUGUUCCAUGUGGUCAGCCUGUCGACAGGUGUGAGCACGCUUCUUACAAGAACUGAGCUGCUGCUGCUGCAGCUUUUAAACGGACUCUCUGGUCAACCACAAAUGUUUAAACUGAAGAGUUCAUACGCUGUGUGUCAAAGGGGUGAGUUGGGUUGACAUUCGUACAGCAGCCCAAUGCUGCCCUCCAGACACCAAACAUUGUCAGUGAAAGAAGAACAUGCACACCAACUGUUUUCAUAAAUAAUAUAAUGUACAAUAUAAAAUAGUGUAAUAGCUUUUUGUCUUAUUUUCUUCUGUUACCACCAAAUAAAGUACUAACUUACCAACUUUUCUUCAUAAAUGUAUUUUUCUUUAUAAAUUACAACACAGCAUGUAGUUUUUGUCAUAAGCACUGAUCUACUCUAAAGGCAGAAACAGUUUUCAUUGGUUGACACUCUACUUUUAGAAGCGUGCACCAACAGAACUAUUAAAAUUCUGCAAAAAAAAAAGUUCUGACAUCCAGAUAAUAAGACAAAAUUAGCCACAGGAAGAGGAGGUUCUAACCUACAUUACACUUGAGCUGUUUUUCAGUCUGAUGUUCAGACAAUCAGCAGCCAGCCAACAUGGAGGUCACCGCUCUCUGCAUCAGACUGUUGCUCAAUGUAUUAAUGUUGCUGUUGGAGGAACAAGUUCAACUCAGCUUUGCUCAGCAAGCCUAUGCAGCUUGGAUUGUUCCAACCAGACUGCAGCUCUUUGAUUAUAGCCCCAUCACUUUUAACUGCGAGGGUUUUAACACCACAACUGGAUGGAGAGUUAUGAGGAACAAAAAGGGAAAAGUCAGCAUGUGCUUCAGUAACUGGGAGACGGCGACACCGUCUAUCUGUGCUAUCAAAACUGUUUACCCAACAGACAGUGGAGAGUACUGGUGCGAGACUGUAGACGGAGAGAAAAGUAACACCGUCAACAUCACUGUCACUGCUGGUCCUGUGAUCCUCGAGAGUCCUGCUGUUCCUGUGAUGGAGGGAAAAGCUGUAACUCUGCACUGCAGGAGUAAGAUCUCCUCUGUCUACAUAGCUGAUUUCUAUAAAGAUGGAUUCCUCAUAGGAACCGGGCCCGUAGGAGAGCUGACAAUCAGCAGUGUUUCUAAAUCUAAUGAAGGCCUCUACAAAUGCAGAAUCUCUGACUUUGGAGAAUCACCAGAGAGUUGGCUGGCUGUCAGAGCGCUUCACAGAGAGACUUGGACCACUUCCUCAGGUCGCUCCUGUCACAUUUACGUCAUCUUAAGGACUGUUUUCACCAUUUUAAUGGUGGCUCUGCUGCUGCUGCUGCUGGGACUACUUCACUGUGGGAAACUCACAGUUACAGUAAUGUAGCUCAACAAAAAAUAUACUGUAACACAACUGUCCCAAUGUCCACAAGAGAUUAAAUAUUAGGUUAGAAUUAUUUAAAGCCAAGUUGAAAAUGUUGUGUUCGUGAAUAAAAUGAACUUGGAAUGGACUACUGUAGUCUUAAUAGUAAUCAUAUUUUCCCAUAAA
Messenger RNA from Larimichthys crocea (large yellow croaker), 1837 nucleotides. RefSeq names its product low affinity immunoglobulin gamma Fc region receptor II-like. Gene Ontology annotation, cellular component: external side of plasma membrane. Gene Ontology annotation, molecular function: transmembrane signaling receptor activity. The coding region runs from base 926 to 1675 and encodes 249 amino acids. Gene Ontology annotation, biological process: immune response; cell surface receptor signaling pathway. The record is from RefSeq and is a predicted model, not a curated record. Lineage: Eukaryota; Metazoa; Chordata; Actinopteri; Sciaenidae. The transcript is spliced from 5 exons.